CUCCCAAUGAACACAAACGAUUUGUAGUUAUCUGUACUCGGUCAUGUCUCUACAGUAAAUGUCAUUAAUUAUUGACAAUGUCUAUUAUAAUUAAAGUAACAUUGGCGAUAUUGAUAUACUGCGCGGGUUGCGAAGCGGCGAAGUGUGAUGGCAAAACUUGUGCACAAUGUAUUAGCGAAUCAGUUGAAUGCGUCUGGUGUCCUGCCGCAGCUCAUACUGGACCAAGAUGCCAAUCAAGUAACAAGUUGCACCCCUCCUGGUGUAGUGAAAAAGUGGAUAGCCCAAUGAGUAACAAACCGAAAGAGAUUUUGAGGAAUGAUUCAAUCACGGCAGACCCAAAAAAAGUAGUUCAGGUGGCUCCUCAAGAACUUAAAAUAUCUGUUCGACCUGGACAAACUGAAACAUUCACUAUUAAAUAUAAACCAGCGAAAGACUAUCCAUUAGACGUUUAUUAUCUUAUGGAUGCUUCUUAUACAAUGAGAAAUACAUUGAAAUUGUUAAAAGAACAAGGAGAACAAAUUUAUAAAAGAUUAAAUAAGUUUACUAAUAACGUAAGAUUAGGAGUCGGCACUUUUAUAGAGAAGCCGGCUUUGCCAUUUGCAGAUCCCAACAUCCACUACGCUUAUUCCUUCAAGCACCAUCUUAAUCUCACUACGCAAAGAGACAGCUUCGAGAAAGUCCUUAAAAAUGUUAGGACCGGAGCUAACUUCGAGGCUCCAGAAGCUGGUCUCGAUGCCUUGAUGCAAGUUAUGGCCUGCAAAGAAGAAAUAGGCUGGAGAAAAGAUUCAAGAAAAAUCAUAGUACUGUGCACCGAUGCCACGUAUCAUAGCGCCGGUGAUGGAAAAAUAGUCGGAGCGGCAAAACUCAACGACAUGGAGUGCCAUCUCAACGAAUAUGGAACUAACGCAGUAGAACUAGAACAAGACUAUCCCUCAGUUAACCAAAUACGAAAAAUUGCCAAAAGAGAAAAUAUUAUUGUUAUUUUUAACGUUAAAAAUCGUGUGAUACCUGAAUAUAAAGCUUUAGCAGAACGACUUGAUACAGGAGCAGAAGUGAUUGAGUUGAAAGAAAAAUCUAAUAUCGUUGAAACAAUUGCUGGAGUAUAUAUGAGGAAACUAGAUAACGUAAAAAUGGGCAUCUCGAAACCGGACAAUGUCCGAGUCAGCCUGAAACCGGAUUGUACCAUCCAAGAUACUUGCCAAGUGGCGCACGGCAAUGAUACCCUCAUCCAAGUGUCAGUCACUACCGACGCUUGCUUGGCCAAGGGCAAGAGUAAUAUAAUCACGAUCAAGCCUGAUGGCCUGCCCGAGACUGUGAAGAUUAAUAUUCAAACUGUAUGCGAAUGUGAUUGCGAGAAAAGGCCGAAACCGAACGCGAUAGAGUGCAGCAGUAGCGGGAGCUUAGUGUGUGGAAUUUGUGAAUGUAAUCCCAACCGUUUUGGGGACACGUGCGACUGCAUCGGAAGUUCCACAAAGCAUUCCGACAAAUGCAAAGCACAUCCUGAGGACACGGUCUUAUGCAGCGGUAUUGACAGAGGUUCCUGCAGCUGCGGCAAAUGCACCUGUAACCAGUUCUACUCCGGUGACUUCUGCGAGUACGACGAGCGAGCGUGCCCCAAGCGUGCCCCUCCGAAGGGGCACGGCCUUCCCCUCACGUGCUCAGGGCACGGCAAGUGCGUCAAGGAGAAAUGCGAGUGUUCUCAGGACUACUCGGGGGACGCGUGUCAGUGCCCCCUGAGAGAUGACGACUGUCGGGCCCCUUAUUCGGAAAAAGUUUGCUCCGGCAACGGCAUAUGCCAAUGUGGCGAAUGUAACUGCACCACAUUAGAUUCCCAGGGCAAUCUUUACCACGGUGCGUUCUGCGAAAAUUGUCACGACUGCGACGGAAAUAGGUGCAAAGAGCUAGAAAAAUACGUUUUAUGCGUUUACUCUAACGAGACAACGAAAGAGGCUUGCGAUGAAAAGUUCCAGUCGAAAGAUACUUACGUCUUUUUCGUGAAUAAAACGGAAAUAAAUGAACCGAAGUAUCAUUUGGCGAAACGCUGCACAAUACUCCGGGAUGAUGGGAAAUCUAUAAUUUUUAAGCAUCGAUAUUAUAAAAAAGAUAAGAAUUUGCAUAUUAUCAUUCAGAAGGAGUUGGAGGAACCCGACCGUGCAAAUAUGUGGAUUGCCAUAGGCAGCGCAAUCGGCGCCAUCAUCCUCAUCGGUCUCCUAACCGCGAUCAUCUGGAAGGUGGCAGUAGACAUUUACGACGCGCGAGAGUACAAGCGCUUCAACAAGUUGCUCGACGAGUCGGGCGACGCAGUCAACGUCAACGAAAUCUACAAGGCACCUACGGCUAACUUCACUAACCCCAUGUUUAAACGGCUAUCGCGCGUGACGAGUAUGGUAAAAUAAAUAAAUGUAUUUUCACCACACCAA
Leguminivora glycinivorella is the source of this 2420-nucleotide messenger RNA. Its product is annotated as integrin beta pat-3-like. Gene Ontology annotation, biological process: cell adhesion mediated by integrin; integrin-mediated signaling pathway; cell migration. Gene Ontology annotation, cellular component: focal adhesion; integrin complex; cell surface. The transcript has 8 exons. The record is from RefSeq and is a predicted model, not a curated record. Lineage: Eukaryota; Metazoa; Arthropoda; Insecta; Lepidoptera; Tortricidae. Gene Ontology annotation, molecular function: integrin binding. The coding region runs from base 78 to 2396 and encodes 772 amino acids.